Molecule: messenger RNA, 1299 nt
Organism: Phytophthora nicotianae INRA-310
Lineage: Eukaryota; Oomycota; Peronosporomycetes; Peronosporales; Peronosporaceae
Exons: 1
Coding region: 1-1143 (380 amino acids)
Molecular function (GO): phosphatidylinositol binding
Source: RefSeq, a predicted model, not a curated record
AUGAACACCGCAACACAUUCAUUAUCAGCUUCCAUUACGUCGGCGUUGGCGCUCAAGCCGUCCACCGUGUACAUCUUGCGAGUUGAAAACACUAAAACCAGACAGAGUUGGCACAUCCGUCGAUGCUUUUCGGAGUUCUGCGAGUUGCGCGAGAAGCUCUUGUCGUUAAUCGACGAUCAGAUGGCUGCGUACCUCACCAGCUCAGACAUGGACAGCUCCGAGCGCAGCUUCAACACCAGCAGCUCCACCAUCAGCUCCAGCGCCAGCACAGCCAGUAUCAACUCUCUUCGUCUUUAUUAUUCGUCUCCACCUCCGUCCGAUCGCUUUGCGUUUGUUUUCAAGCAGUUUCCGCCCCGUAAGCUGUUCGGGUCAAGAUCGAAACGUGUGAUUGAAGCGCGAUCUAUGGCACUGAAUCGCUUCUUACAACAGGCACUGGAAGUUGUGGAGGUGGUUCGACAGCGUCAAUUGAUCGCUAUUUGCUUCAGUAUGAUGACUCAUAUUGAGACUUUUCUAGACUGUGGAGCUCAUCGACAGGUCACGCGUGUGGGUCCAUCCUGUAGUCUUGACAGAAGCGAGAGAUUCGUAGCUGAGUCUCCCAGUGCAGCUAGAAGAACAUCAGCGGCAGUGUCACUUACUCCAGGUUUCCACCACUACCCACUGGUGCCUAGUCCGGCGUUCACUAUGACCCAGACAGACGACAGAUACCAGUCCUGUACUAGCAGGUACGACCUCAGUGACGAAGAAGAUAGUGACGACGCUCAGCGCUUCAACAACUUCGACUUUACACGGCGAUUCUACUGCGAGUUUGGUCGUCAAGAAGAGCGUGCCGAGAUUUAUGAUGAAGACUCGGAUGACGAGGAGAUGCAGAUGCUCAAGAAGACGUGGAGUGCCAUGCUGGAGAGCGAAACCCACGAGAAGAAACUGUACCAUACCGGUAGUCAUAUCUCGAUGUUGGAGAGUGGGCACACAUCGGAGACGUGGGCGAGACGCAUUGAAAUCGCCGGCAUUCACAAUGCCUCAAAAAGUGAAGAGCUAAGCGCUACCUGUCUGGUUGGGAAGACACCCGAGCUCCAAAGAACAGAGCAGCGUCUGGACCGCCACCGAUCAAAGUAUCCCGUUCCGGUCCAACACAAAUCCACGUAAGAGGGAUAGAUAUUCUGUGAUCUAUGAGUAAAUACGCGGCGUGAGUAUAAGCUAGCAACUUGCCCAUCACAAGGUCAUGACCACAGUUUUCUGUGGAAAACUACUUGUAGGAUAGCACUUCGAAGCAGUAAGUAAUUUAUCAUAGCAUGAUCUCUC